Molecule: messenger RNA, 4201 nt
Organism: Scomber japonicus (chub mackerel)
Lineage: Eukaryota; Metazoa; Chordata; Actinopteri; Scombriformes; Scombridae
Gene: copa
Product: COPI coat complex subunit alpha
Exons: 30
Coding region: 158-3829 (1223 amino acids)
Biological process (GO): retrograde vesicle-mediated transport, Golgi to endoplasmic reticulum; endoplasmic reticulum to Golgi vesicle-mediated transport; intracellular protein transport
Cellular component (GO): COPI vesicle coat
Molecular function (GO): protein binding; structural molecule activity
Source: RefSeq, a predicted model, not a curated record
CGUGUCAGAGAUUCAACUAAACGGGCCACGGCUAUCCGCAGCCGCCGGACUAAAAGAAAAAACCUUUAUUACGAUAUUAUAUAUAUUUCUCUGCUUUGUGUGGACUCAUAUACGACUACAGCAUUGAAAUAGCGACCUGCACACUCACCCCGUGAUAAUGUUAACCAAGUUUGAGACGAAGUCGGCCCGUGUUAAAGGCCUGAGCUUCCAUCCUAAGAGGCCAUGGGUUCUUGCAAGUUUGCACAACGGUGUCAUCCAGCUGUGGGACUAUCGGAUGUGCACACUCAUCGACAAGUUUGACGAGCAUGAUGGUCCCGUCAGAGGAAUUGAUUUCCACAAGCAGCAGCCCCUGUUUGUGUCUGGAGGAGAUGACUACAAAAUCAAGGUGUGGAACUACAAGCUGAGACGCUGCCUCUUCACUCUGCUCGGACACCUCGACUACAUCAGAACCACCUUCUUUCACCAUGAGUAUCCCUGGAUUCUGAGCGCCUCCGAUGAUCAGACCAUUCGCAUCUGGAACUGGCAGUCCAGGACCUGUGUGUGCGUGCUGACUGGACACAAUCACUACGUAAUGUGCGCCCAGUUCCACCCAUCCGAGGACCUGGUGGUGUCCGCCAGUUUGGAUCAGACCGUGCGAGUGUGGGAUAUCUCCGGUCUGAGGAAGAAGAAUCUGUCUCCCGGCGCUGUGGAGACGGACGUCCGCGGCAUCUCUGGUGUUGACUUGUUCGGUGCAUCAGAUGCCGUCGUUAAGCACGUGCUUGAGGGUCACGACCGAGGGGUCAACUGGGCAGCUUUCCACCCCAGCAUGCCUCUCAUCGUGUCCGGAGCUGACGACAGGCAGGUCAAGAUCUGGAGGAUGAACGAAUCCAAAGCAUGGGAGCUGGACACGUGCCGCGGACACUACAACAAUGUGUCCUGUGCCGUCUUCCACCCACGUCAGGAGCUCAUCCUGUCCAACUCCGAGGACAAGAGCAUUCGGGUUUGGGAUAUGUCCAAGAGGACCGGAGUCCAAACUUUCCGCCGGGACCACGAUCGCUUCUGGGUGCUGGGAGCUCACCCAAACCUCAACCUGUUUGCAGCUGGUCAUGACAGCGGCAUGAUCGUUUUCAAACUGGAACGUGAGCGUCCAGCGUACGCCGUCCACGGCAACAUGCUGUACUACGUCAAGGACCGUUUCCUCCGCCAGCUGGACUUCAACAGCAGCAAAGACACUGCUGUCAUGCAGCUACGCAGUGGGUCCAAGUUUCCAGUGUUCAGCAUGUCUUACAACCCAGCUGAGAACGCUGUCCUGCUCUGCACCAGGGCAACCAACCUGGAGAACAGCACCUAUGAUCUGUACUCUAUUCCCAAAGAAAGUGACUCCCAGAACCCUGAUGCUCCGGAGGGGAAGAGGUCUUCUGGUCUGACUGCAGUCUGGGUGGCCAGGAACCGAUUUGCUGUCCUGGACCGUAUGCACUCUCUGCUGAUUAAGAACCUGAAGAAUGAAAUAGUGAAGAAGGUUCAGGUGCCGAGCUGCGAGGAAAUCUUCUACGCCGGCACGGGCUCGCUGCUGCUGAGAGACGCCGACGGUGUCACGCUGUUCGACGUGCAGCAGAAACGCUCGCUGGCCACCGUCAAGAUCGCCAAGGUCAAGUACGUGGUGUGGAGCGCCGACACCAGCCACGUGGCUCUGCUGGCUAAACACGCCAUCAUGAUUUGCAACCGUAAGCUGGAGAGUCUGUGCAACAUCCACGAGAACAUCAGAGUGAAGAGCGGAGCCUGGGACGAGAGCGGAGUCUUUAUCUACACCACCUCCAACCACAUCAAAUACGCUCUCACCUCCGGUGAUCAUGGCAUCAUCAGGACCUUGGACCUGCCCAUCUAUGUGACCCGUGUGAGAGGCAACAGUGUUUACUGUCUGGACAGGGAGUGCAGGCCACGCGUCCUCACCAUUGACCCCACAGAAUACCGCUUCAAACUGGCCUUAGUCAACCGUAAAUAUGACGAGGUGCUCCACAUGGUGCGUAACGCCAAGCUGGUGGGCCAGUCAAUCAUUGCUUACCUGCAGAAGAAGGGCUACCCUGAGGUGGCGCUGCACUUUGUCAAGGAUGAGAAGACACGUUUUAGCUUGGCUCUGGAGUGCGGAAACAUUGAGGUGGCACUGGAAGCAGCCAAGGCCCUGGAUGAGCGCAGCUGCUGGGAGCGUCUGGGUGAGGCCGCGCUGCUGCAGGGUCACCACCAGGUCGUGGAAAUGUGCUACCAGAGGACCAAGAACUUUGACAAGCUUACCUUCCUCUACCUGAUCACUGGAAACUUGGCCAAGCUGCGCAAGAUGAUGAAGAUUGCUGAGAUCAGGAAGGACAUGAGCGGUCACUACCAGGCAGCUCUCUACCUGGGAGAUGUCAGCGAGAGGGUCCGCAUCCUGAAGAACUGUGGACAGAAGUCUCUGGCUUACCUGACUGCAGCCACACAUGGACUGGAUGAAGAGGCUGAGGCCCUGAAGGAGACCUUUGACCCCGAAAAGGAAACGGUGCCAGAGGUUGAUCCCAAUGCUCAGCUGCUGCAGCCCCCUCCACCCAUCAACCCUCUGGACACCAACUGGCCUCUGCUCACUGUAUCAAAGGGCUUCUUUGAGGGAGCCAUUGCAGCGAAGGGGAAAGCCGGUCAGAUGGCUGCCGACCUGGACAUGGAGGCUCCAGGAGGCGAGGGCUGGGGAGACGAUGCCGAGCUUCAGCUGGAUGAAGAUGGCUUCAUGGAUGCCCAGGAAGGAUUAGGUGAUGAGGGAGGACUCGGAAAAGAGGAGGGAGGAGGCUGGGAGGUCGAGGAAGACCUGGACCUUCCUCCAGAACUGGACUUGCCGGCUGGUGCAGGUGGAGGAACAGAAGACGGCUUCUUCGUCCCACCCACCAAGGGCAUGAGUCCAACCCAGAUGUGGUGCAACAACUCCCAGCUGCCAGUGGACCACAUCCUGGCCGGUUCUUUCGAGACUGCCAUGAGACUGCUCCACGAUCAGGUAGGAGUUGUGAACUUCGGCCCCUACAAGUCGCUGUUCAUGCAGACGCUGACCCGAGGCCGCACCUGUUACCUGGGUCUGCCCUCGCUGCCCUGCCUGCGUGGCAAUCCCCAGAGGAACUGGAAGGACUGUGGGGCAAAGCAGGGGCUCCCUGCUGUGGGCCUGCGCCUGUCCGACCUCAUCGCCCGUCUGCAGCAGUGCUACCAGCUGACAACUUCCGGGCGUUUUGAGGAAGCCGUCGAGCGCUUCAGAGCCAUCCUGCUGUCUGUGCCGCUGCUUGUGGUUGAUAACAAGCAGGAGAUUGCAGAGGCUCAGCAGCUGAUCACAAUUUGCAAAGAGUACAUCGUGGGUCUGACCAUGGAGACAGAGAGGAAGAAACUGCCUAAAGACACUUUGGAUCAGCAGAAGAGGCUUUGUGAGAUGGCUGCUUAUUUCACUCACUGUAAUCUCCAGCCAGUCCACAUGGUUCUGGUGUUGCGUACAGCUCUGAACCUCUUCUUCAAACUGCGCAACUUCAAGACCGCCGCCGGCUUUGCACGUCGCCUCCUCGAGCUCGGGCCGAAGCCAGAUGUUGCACAGCAGACCCGCAAGAUUUUGGCAGCUUGCGAGAAGACCCUGACAGACGCCCACCAGUUGAACUACGACCCCCACAAUCCAUUUGACCUGUGCGCUGCUUCCUUUGUCCCCCUGUACCGCGGACGCCCCGUUGAGAAGUGCCCACUGUCUGGAGCCUGCUACUGCCCCACUUACAAAGGCCAGACCUGCAGGGUCACACAGGUGACGGAGAUCGGUAAGGACGUGAUCGGCCUGCGUGUGAGUCCACUUCAGUUCCGCUGAGAGGUUAAACGAAGAGGACGAGACGAAUGCAUGAAGAAUCGGUUCUGCGAAACACACAUCCACACUUAUUCUAUAGAAAUAGUUCAGUUAUUAACAAGAGAAACAAAAGCAGAGAUAUAUAUGUUUUACUCACAAUGACGUUAAACCUUUUAAUCCUCUUGACUCUUUAACUCUGAGCAUCACCUGUCUUGCAAAUAGCUUUUUUUCUUUGUAAGUGCUGCUGCAUCAUCAUCUGUGCUGUGGCUUUACUGGUGCUGUAAACCUUUAUUGUCCACUGUUUUUCUGACUUGUAUGCGAUGAAUAAUGCAAAAUGAACAGCUGUGUACUACUCUGUGUAUCUGGGGAAAAAAUAAAAUAAAAAAUUAGUGUUUA